Spinacia oleracea (spinach) is the source of this 8498-nucleotide messenger RNA. Its product is annotated as protein NO VEIN. Gene Ontology annotation, cellular component: nucleus. The coding region runs from base 75 to 8294 and encodes 2739 amino acids. Gene Ontology annotation, biological process: embryo development ending in seed dormancy; leaf vascular tissue pattern formation; root development. The transcript has 13 exons. NCBI's taxonomy places the organism in Eukaryota, Viridiplantae, Streptophyta, Magnoliopsida, Caryophyllales, Amaranthaceae. The record is from RefSeq and is a predicted model, not a curated record.
AACCCCUGCUUAAACCCUUAUUAUCCCCCUUUUCUUCUUCAACUUUCUUUCCCGCCACCUCCAACCGCUCUUCAAUGGAGAACCACCGCCACCAACGCUUUCCUCCACCACAACCACCGCAACCUCAAUCUCAACUUCAACAUCAGCAGUUCGACCCCAAUCUCCUUCUCCUCCAAAGCAGCAUGGGUUUAUACAAUCCCAAUCAAAACCCCUACUUUCAGAACCCUAAUUUAUCAUUACAAAAUCCCAACUUGUUUAAUAAUAAUUUCCCAAUUCAGAACAACCCCCUCCAGUAUCAUAAUAAUCAGGGUGCUUUUCCCAUGGGAUUUCACCCCAAUAAUCCCAAUUUAUCAUCCCCUGCACCGCCGACCACCACUACCACCAUUAACAACAACAAUCCUAGCCCUAGCAAUUCUUUUCAGAAUCAACUACGAAAGAGCGAGGCGAUUAACAUUCGGCCUAAUCCCAAAUUUCCAGUUCAGCGGAAAAAUGAUUCCAUUGGUGGUGAUCGUAAGGAAACCUUUGAUAAGAUUGAGACCGCAGUUGCCAGUGCACGCCGUCAAAUCGUUGAAGCGGGAGAGCAUGUUUCCGUUUGGAAGCUAUCACAAUGCGCACUGGUUAAGCUGCAAGCUGACUCUUGGGAUUCCUUAGGAUUUCAGCUCCAUGAAGUUCCUUCCCUCCACCAACUUAUUCUUAUCGAAGCAAAGGUCAAUGCCUUUAUUCGAUGUCAUGUAGCGGUGUUGAAGAUUACUUCUUUGUUUGAUUUACAAGAGGCCAUAUGCAAGAAUGAGGGUAUUGAGAAGUUUGAAGAGCUUGAGUUGGGCCCUUUUUUACGACACCCCCUUGUUGUGCACUAUUUUUCUUUAAGUAAAGAUGUACAGGAAGUAUACAAGAUAACAAGCGAGGAAGUUGUUUCUUAUCUUUUUUUGUUUUUCUGUAAGAAAAAGAAGGUUGUGAUCGAGGAGUUCCUGGAUUAUGUUGCAAAGAAAUCUAAGGUGACGAACCCCAGGGUACUUGGUUUGCGGAUCCAGAGUUUGGGAUUGCACAUUGGUUUUCUACACAAGGCCAGAAAUGCUCAAAAUCAUGUCUUGGGGAAGUGUAUGGAGGCAGUGAAAGAAAAAAGAGAUAAGCCAAGAAAAAAAAGGCCACUUUUCUCUUUGCAGAAAGAAGAGCUUGAUAAUCGUUUCAGUGCCAUAAGUGAGCGUGUUACAUCCUUUGCUUCUGUGAACAAGGAGUUCCGUGUGCAGCACAUACGAUUUGUUUCAUCUAGUUCUGAUGAGGAUGAGGAUAUGACAGAUAGCUCUGAUAGUGAAAAAGUAGGGAAUGACAGUUUAAAGAGUAACCAGAGUCAGUCCUCCUCAGUAAAAAGGAAAAAUGGAGACAGGGUGAGUAGCUGUCCUUACCCAUCUGUAGCUGAAGAGAGGACACGGCUGGGUUUGAAAGAAGAAAUUGAUGAACCUUCUUCUCCAUGUACUCAGGGCUUAAAAAGCAAUCAGAAAAGUGAGCUACCAAAAAAGAAAAGAAAAUUGAAAACUCGGAGUCAUGGGAAGGCAGUUGAACAGGGUUCCUUCUUACUCUCUCGAAGCACUGAGCUAGAGGAGGAAAUUAAUUCAAACAAUGCUGAUGCCAAUGAUUCUAUUAGGAUGUUCAUCACAACCUGGAAGGAGGCGUGCCGGGGACACACAGCAAUAGAGGUUUUGGAAAAAAUGCUGGAAUUCUGUAAGAUGAAAAGUGGACAAAGAAAAAAGAUAAGACAAGCAUUCUCAGCUUACCCUCUUGUAGGAUUGCUAAAUGUUGCGGUAACAUCUGUUAGAAAGGGGAUGUGGGAUAGCAUGUAUGAUACAUUUCAAUUCAUGGGUGAAUUGGGACAGGAAGACACUCAAGCGAACGAGCUAACGGAGUAUGAAAGCAUUGAUAUUGAACCUAUUGAGAAGGAUCUCGGCAGUCUCAAUAGGGAUACGUCAAAUACUGCCCCAUGUGUUAAUUUGGAGGAUAUCGUCCGAAAAGCCUCAGAUUAUCUUGCUGAAAGCACUGUGUUAUCUGGUGGAAGUUCUCUUGUGGAUAGGUUACUCAUGUUCGUAAAAAAACUUUCCAGUUGUGAAGUUUGGUUGACUGAGAAAUUUUCAGUUAAAGAAUUUAAGUUGCUUGGUCAUGGAGAUUUUUUUUCGUUCUUGGAAAGAAAUUCCUCUUUACUCCCUAAAGAGUUUCUGAAUUUUGUAAGAGGGGAGGUACAUGAACACCAGUUAUUGGAGGUAAGCAUGAUACAGAAACAACUGGUUAUGUUAUUGUCUCAAGCUGCAAGCAGCCUCUGGGAGGAAGGCGUUGUAACCAAGGAAAAAAUAUCUGAACUGCUUAUGCGGCAAUUUCCUUUCAUCAGUUUCAGAAUUAUUGAAAGUGGUAGUACCCAAGAGCUCCUAGAGUUAGUAGGGAAGCAUGGAGACAGUGCUUCAUUCAAUUGUGUUAUUUUCUCUGCAACACUGCCGGGCACCUCUAAGUAUGUUGAUUCCGCUGGUGCUGAUGUAGCUGACAAUUCUGGGUUGAUAGCAGACAUGGAAAGUAUUGAUGGUAAUUUUGGAUCAGUUACAUCAAGGGAUGCCAUUAACAUUUUACUUAAAACACCAUUUUUGACAGAUCUAAACUCGUGGGUGCAUUGGGAUCAUGUAUAUGCUCCUUCACUUGGGCCUCUUCUGGAUUGGCUUCAGACAGAGGUAAAUGUGGAAGGCUUAUUAUGUCUUUUGACGAGAGAUGGUAAAGUUAUUCGGAUUGACCAUUUAGCUUCUGGGGACCUGUUCUUUCAAGCUUUACUUCGAGAAUCUUCUUUUGAAGUAGCAGUGCAGCUUCUGUCGUUGUUUGUGCUGUCUGGUGGGAAAAGACAUGUACCCUUGUCCCUUUUAAAGUGCCAUGCACGACAAGGAUUUGAAGUUGUUAUGGCAGAUUUUGUGCAAAACGUGGAUGUUAGUGAUGGCAGGAGGAGUGAGAAAAUACUGAGUGAGAAUGAGGCCGUGAAUUCAAGUAUGAAUCUUGUCAAGAAUUUUGGUGGGAUGAAAAAUGCUGUUCACCUUGCGUCAAGAAUUGUUAUUGAUUGUCUAGUUUUCCUGCCUUCAGAAUUUCGCUGUUUUGCAGCUGAUGUGUUACUUUCUGGAAUGCAGUCUUUGGUAAAAGAUGUUGCUUCAGCUAUUUUGGUUCAAUGCAAAGGAAAUAUAGAGCGUCUCAUGCUGCAUGAAAUUGGUUUCUCGUUGGGUAUAGUUGAGUGGAUCCAUGAUCACCAUUCAGUUUGUCCAAUAACUGAUUACAACUCCUUGGUACUAACUGGAGCUCCAUCACUGACAUCUAUGGGUUCUGAUGCGAAGCGGAUUGACCUUACACAGAGUCCAUCAGAAAAGACACCGCCUGCUGUUAACAAACAUGACCUGCAUAAUGAAACUGAUGCAUUCAUCGUCAUGGGUGGCUCAGCAGUGCAGUAUUCUGAAAAUAAUUUAUCGCAUCACCUAGCUGAACAAGACAUCGAGAAGGCUGCUCUUGUUAUUGAAUCAAUUAGGCGGGAUGAAUUUGGGUUGGACUCUAAUAUCUCCGACAUGGAGAGUAGUUUGUUGAAGAAGCAACAUGCCCGUUUGGGGCGAGCACUUCAUUGUCUCUCAGAAGAAUUGUAUUCACAAGACUCACAUUUCCUUCUUGAGCUGGUCCAGAAUGCUGAUGAUAAUGUUUACCCUGCAAAUGUUGAACCUACUCUAAGUUUCGUCCUUCAAGAUACCGGAAUUACUGUUCUUAAUAAUGAGGGAGGAUUUACUGCAAAGAAUAUAAGAGCUCUUUGUGAUGUUGGGAACUCUACCAAAAAAGGGUCUUCUGCCGGCUACAUUGGACAAAAGGGAAUUGGUUUCAAAUCAGUUUUCCGGGUUACAGAUGCUCCAGAAAUUCACUCAAAUGGGUUUCAUAUUAAGUUUGAUGUUGGUCAAGGUCAGAUUGGUUUUGUAUUACCAACAAUUGUACCACCUUGUGAUAUUGAGAUGCUUCAAAGAUUGGUACCCGGAAAUGAUAUUCUAAAGGGCUUGAAUUGUUGGAACACAUGUAUAGUGCUUCCUUUCAAAUCAAAAUUACUGGAAGGAACAGCAAUGAGUAGCAUUUUGUCUAUGUUUUCUGAUCUUCAUCCCUCUUUGUUACUUUUCCUUCACCGUCUUCAGUGUAUCAAGCUAAGGAAUGUGCUAAAUGACUCACUGAUUGUUAUGAGAAAAGAGAUAUUAGGAGAUGGUAUCGUUAAAGUAUCUCAUGGAAAAGAGCAGAUGACUUGGUUUGUGGCAUCUCACAAGUUGCAUCCUAAAGUUAUCCGGUCCAAUGUUCAUAUGACUGAGAUAUCCAUGGCUUUGACACUAAAUGAAACAAUGAAUGGCGACUAUGAACCCUUUUUAGGUCAACAGCCUGUGUUUGCUUUUCUUCCAUUGAGAACAUAUGGCCUUAAGUUUAUACUUCAAGCUGAUUUUGUUCUUCCUUCUUCUAGAGAAGAAGUUGACGGAGAUAGCCCAUGGAAUCAGUGGUUAUUGACAGAAUUUCCUGUUUUAUUUGUUAAUGCGGAGACAUUAUUUUGUUCUCUUCCUUGUUUCCGAGAAAAUCCUGCGAAAGCAGUGAGUGUUUAUAUGAGCUUUGUUCCCCUUAGGGGUGAAGUGCAUGGUUUUUUUUCUGGACUCCCUCUGAUGAUUAUUGCUAAACUGCGCCAAUCAAACUGCUUACUUCAGGAUGGGUGCAAGGACAAGUGGGUUCCUCCAUGCAAGGUUCUAAGAGGUUGGAAUGAGCAAGCACAGAUGCUGUUGCCUGACACUUUGUUGUAUGAACAUCUUGGACUUGGGCUUUUACACAAGGAUGUGAAUUUGUCUGAUGGACUUGCUAGAGCACUUGGUAUUGAGGAAUAUGGCCCAAAAAUAUUGGUACAGUUCAUAUCUUCUUUGGGCCGAAUUAAAGAUGGUAUAAAAUCAAUGGGUCUUCAUUGGCUUUUCUCUUUGCUUAAUGAACUUCACAACAUGAUUCACUCUUAUGCACUAAACUUUAAGAAUUCAGGGUCAGAAUCGGAUAUUACAGAUAGCCAAAAAACAAUUCUGAAAAAAGUUCCAUUUAUUCCACUGUCUGAUGGCACGUAUGGUUCUUUAGAUGAUGGAACCAUUUGGUUUCAUACUGACUACAUAAGCACUGGUCUUGAUGGUGAACUUGGUAACGAAGCUUUUCCCUGCUUAUAUGCUACAUUGAGGAUCGUAAGGCCUGCCCUCUUUUCUGAGGCAUCUGGUGAUGUAACUUUAAUUAAUAACUGUACAAAAAUGCUGCGAAAGAUUGGUGUUCAACAGAUGUCGGCUCACGAGCUUAUUCGAGUUCAUAUCUUACCAUCCAUUUCAGAUGACAGAUUGACUGAUAGCAAGCAGUUAAUGAGAGAAUACAUCACCUUUAUAAUGCUUCAUCUGCACUCUAGUUGUGUAGAUUGUCAUAUUGAAAAAGAACAUAUUAUUUCUGAACUAUGCAGUAAAGCUCUAAUUCUAACAAAUCAUGGGUACAAGCGACCGGUUGAGGUGCCAAUUCAUUUUAAUAAAGAAUAUGGAAAUUCUGUUGAUGCAAAGAAAUUGGUAAGUGGUUUGGAUUAUAAAUGGCAUGAAGUUGAUGCCAUGUAUUUGAAGCACCCCCUUACCGAGACAGUGCCACGUAGAUUGAUGAAGUGGAGGGAGUUUUUUCAGAAGUUAGGAGUCACAGAUUUUGUCAAAGUAAUUCCCACUGAGAAAUCUGUUGCUGACUUGUCUCCUACUGUUCUUAGUCAGAUGAUGUGUGACAGACAGCUCAUUUCCCCAGGAUUGAUUGUUAGAGAUUGGGAAUCUCCCGAGCUACUUCACAUACUUACCCAGUUGUCUAAGGAUGGCAGCCAGGAGAGGUGCAAAUAUCUCUUGGAAUCUCUAGAUGAGUUAUGGGAUGAUCAUUUCAGUGAUAAAGUUUUGGGGUGUUGCAGCAGUAAGUCUGGUCUGAAUGACUUAUGUUUCAGAUCUUCGUUCUGGCAUUGCAUAUCUGAUAUUAGGUGGACGGUUUCAAGUGUAUCAAACGAGCUUCACUACCCAAGAGAGUUAUUUUGUGACUGUGAUACCGUCCGUUCGAUUCUUGGUUGUCAUGCUCCAUAUGUUGUACCAAAGGUCAAAAGUGUUAAAUUAUUAACAGAAAUUGGUUUCAAAACUCAAGUUACACUUGAUGAUGUAUUGGAAAUACUUCAAACUUGGAGAACAAUGAAGUGUACAUUAACAGCCAGCUUGUCACAAAUGUCCAAAAUGUAUUCAUUCAUUUGGAAGGAAAUGACAACAUGUAGGGAACAAGUGCUGGAUGCUUUAAAAUCAGGACCCUUCAUAUUCAUCCCCCGUGCCUCUUUCAAACUCUUUGAGGAUGUUGUAUCUGGUGUGCUUCUUUCACCUGAUGAAGCAUACUGGCAUGAUUCUACUGGUGCUUUGGACUGUGGAAAGCAUGUAGAGUUCUCCAUAGAGACUAGUAGCAAGACAUUAUGCUCUAUUUAUCCAGGCCUUCAUGACUUUUUUGUGAAUGAGUGUGGUGUCAAUGAGGCUCCUUCUUUUAGUCAUUACCUUGAGAUUUUGCGACAGUUAUCCAAGAAUUCUUCGCCUCUUCAGUCAGCUAAUGCGGUUUUCCAAGUUCUUCUCAAGUGGUCGGAUGGCCUUAAGUAUGAUGCUUUCAGUUCUGAUAAUGUGUCUUACUUGAAGGAAUGUCUCUUGCAGUCAGAAUUUAGAGUACUUCCAGCAUUGCAAGAUAAGUGGGUUUCCCUACACCCAUCUUUUGGCCUUGUAUGUUGGUCUGAUGAUGAUACAUUAAAGAAAGAAUUUAAGCACUCAGAGAAUAUUGAGUUUCUAUAUUUUGGAGAGCUUACCGAUGAUGAAAAAGAGAUGCUUCAAACUAAAGUGUCUGUACUGUUACAGAACUUAGGCAUACCUGCUCUUUCAAAGAUUGUGUCUCGUGAAGCUAUAUACUAUGGGCCUUGUGAUUGUGGCUUUAAAACCUCGAUGGUGACAUGGGUGCUUCCUUUUGCCCAGCGUUACCUUUAUAAUCUACAUCCAGAAAGAUACAGUCAAGUCAAGCAGUCUGGGUGCGAAUUACAUCACUUAAAAAUUUGUGUUGUUGAAAAGUUGUUCUAUCGUAAUGUCAUAAAGAGGUGUGACUAUUCAUCCAAGAAGAGGACUGAAUGCCACUCCCUGCUUCAGGGCAACGUUCUGUACACAACUCAAGAAUCAGAUUCACACUCUGUGUUUAUGGAACUGUCCCGAUUACUCUUUGAUGGUUCUCCCGAGUUACAUUUGGCCAAUUUCCUUCACAUGAUUGCUACUAUGGCAGAAUCUGGUUCAACUGAAGAGCAAAUGGAAUUUUUCAUCCUUAAUAGCCAGAAGAUGGGAAAGCUUCCCGUUGAGGAGGCUGUCUGGUCCCUUUCUUCUUCUUCUUCGCUGUCCUUGGCCGAGAAUGAUGAAACACUAACUGGAAAUGCCCUUUCAACAGAUAUCAAUGACCAGAUAUCUUCCCAAUCCACGAAAAAGCGAGCACUGUCGAGUUGGCCUCCUGUGAACUGGAAAACAGCACCCGGUUUUAGUUAUUCGAAAAGGUUCAAGACACAACCUGUGAUCAUGGAUCAAAGUGGUAAUCCAAGUGCAGGUGAGGGUUAUUUUGAGGGCUCGGUACAGGAGGAAGCUGAAGUGACUUUAACUAACAUAAACGAAGAUGUUGUUAUUGAAGAUGAUGGAGUCGUAGGACCUGAUUCAUCUGUUUUCCCUCAAUUUGAAAAUCAAAAUGAAUUUAUAAGCAACAUAGCGAAUCCUACCAAUAUUCUGGUUGAGUCCCUUUGCCCAGAAGAGGGUCAAUCAAAAAGCAGAGAUCAGGCUAAUACUCCGGGUGCACAGGAAGCAAUGAGAAUUGGUCGAGUUGGAGAGAUGGUGGCUUCCAGAUACUUUGAAGGAAAAGCUGAUGGAACAACAAAAGUGGAUUGGGUGAAUCGAGAUAAGGAGACAGGAUUGCCAUAUGACAUUAUAAUUGGUGAUAAACAGAAGCAGGAAUACAUUGAAGUGAAAGCUUCUCGAUAUUCUAAGAAAGACUGGUUUGUCAUAUCAACACGAGAGUGGCAAUUUGCAGCAGAGAAAGGGGAUUCUUACAGCAUAGCAUAUGUUGUUCUAUCUGGUCAGAAUCUUGCCAGGAUCAUGAUUUAUAAGAAUCCUGUAAAACUCUGCCAACUCGGAAAGCUACAGUUGACUGUUACCAUUCCAAGAUCAUAUCAAGAAUCCUCUCAGUGAGUGAUGUUCUCAUCUCUUUCUCUAAGAUACAAGAUCUCCAAUAGCAGAGCGGAUUGUAAUAGUUAAAGCUAUGCUUUAGAAUUCUUUUUGUAUCACUUUGUAACAUGGCUCUAGGAGCCUUUUUUGUUUGUUAUUAAAUAUGUAAAUACAUAGUUUUGACUGGUAGAUGAAAAGCUAUAUGGAAAUUCCUGCAUUGAUGCAUAA